CCCGUAAAACAUAUUCGUUCCUCCAUCCGGCACCCUCAUUUGCGAUGUCUGAUUCCGAUUCUCCACGUUCAAGCGGUCGCCCUUCUUCGUCAGCGGUAGCAAAGCCACCUGGGGCUCAGAUUCGGCGACGCGCGGCGGGCUCGCAGGUGUCACGACCAAACUCAUCGCGUGCUGCAGGUGCAGGUGGUUCGUCAAACACCAUGCUGAAACUUUACACGGACGAUUCUCCUGGCUUGCGAGUUGAUCCCUUCAUUGUGCUCGUCUUGUCCCUCUCCUUCAUCGGCUCCAUUUUCUUCCUCCAUAUUUCCGCGAAAGUGAUUCGUGCAUUCACAAAAUGAUCGGUGUUGUCAAUAUUUUGCGUGGAGAGUGUGAGGAAGAUAACUUAUUUGGGCGUUGAACUCGAGAUCUGCAACUCAGUAUUGGCGUACGUUACUACUGUUUCCGUGUUUGUACCAAAAUCAUCGCUCUGGAGGGGCGGCUAUUCUUAUCUUAUACCACUCCUUUGCUCUU
Messenger RNA from Laccaria bicolor S238N-H82, 510 nucleotides. RefSeq lists its product as uncharacterized. Gene Ontology annotation, biological process: intracellular protein transport. The transcript is spliced from 4 exons. Gene Ontology annotation, cellular component: Sec61 translocon complex. Bases 45 to 338 code for a protein of 97 amino acids. NCBI's taxonomy places the organism in Eukaryota, Fungi, Basidiomycota, Agaricomycetes, Agaricales, Hydnangiaceae. The record is from RefSeq and is a predicted model, not a curated record.